Messenger RNA from Pseudonaja textilis, 5549 nucleotides. RefSeq names its product CREB regulated transcription coactivator 1 (gene CRTC1). Gene Ontology annotation, biological process: positive regulation of transcription by RNA polymerase II; protein homotetramerization. Gene Ontology annotation, molecular function: cAMP response element binding protein binding. Lineage: Eukaryota; Metazoa; Chordata; Lepidosauria; Squamata; Elapidae. The record is from RefSeq and is a predicted model, not a curated record. Gene Ontology annotation, cellular component: cytoplasm; nucleus.
GAGGAGGGAUGCGGACGGGGGAAGAUGGCGGCAGCGUCGUCGAACAACCCGCGGAAAUUCAGCGAGAAGAUCGCGCUGCACAACCAGAAGCAGGCCGAGGAGACGGCGGCUUUCGAGGAGGUCAUGAAAGACCUCAGCCUGACGCGCGCCCACCGGUUACAGCUGCAGAAAACCCAGUAUUUGCAGUUGGGGCAGACCCGUGGCCAGUACUAUGGAGGAUCCUUGCCAAACGUCAAUCAGAUUGGCAGCAGUGCGAUGGACAUGUCCUUCCAGACUCCCUUUCAGCCAUCUGGGUUGGACACCAGUAGGACAACUCGACACCAUGGGCUGGUAGACAGGGUAUAUCGUGAUAGGAAUCGCCUUGGCUCACCACACCGGCGCCCUCUCUCUGUGGAUAAACAUGGCAGACAGGUGGACAGCUGUCCAUAUGGUACUGUCUAUCUGUCUCCUCCUUCAGAUACAAGCUGGAGAAGGACCAAUUCUGAUUCUGCCCUACACCAGAGCACAAUGACCCCCACUCAGACAGAGCCUUUCUCAGCUGGGUCACAGGAUAUGCAGCAAAAAAGAGUCUUAUUACUGACGGUUCCAGGCAUGGAGGAAGAUGCAUCAGAGACAGAGAAAAAUCUUUCAAAACAAGGAUGGGAUGCUAAGAAGACAGGAUCCUCAAGGCCUAAAUCUUGUGAAGUUCCAGGAAUCAACAUCUUUCCAUCAGCUGACCAAGAAAACACUACUGCCCUUAUCCCUGCGGCUCACAACACCGGGGGCUCACUGCCAGACCUGACAAAUAUCCACUUCCCCUCUCCUCUCCCAACACCGCUAGACCCAGAAGAGUCCACUUUUCCCUCCUUGAGCAGUUCCAACAGCACCGGGAACCUCACUGCCAAUCUGACGCACAUGGGGAUCAGCACAGCCAAUCAGGGAAUGACAACAACGUCAGCCUCUUCCCAGCAACACCGGCAGCCAACCGUCAGUCCCCUCUCACUGAACACAGAUUCAAGGAGAAGCCAAUCCCAGCAAGUGUCUCCUACGCUUUCACCUCUUUCACCAAUUACUCAGGCUGUGGCGUUGGAUGCGCUCUCCAUGGAACAGCAGCUUCCCCCCUACCCGUUCUUCACCCAGACAAGCGCGCAGCAGCAGCAGCAGCCACAGACCCAAGUGGCGAGUGCUCUACCACCCAACGCUUCUCUGAUGCAGACCUCGGGCUUGCAGAGAGGCGUUCAGCUCCCCCCGCUCUCAGUCUCUAUCCCUUCCACGAUCCCACAGUCUCCUCCGGGCAGCCAAACCCAGACUUCGAUGGGGAUAGACAUCAAUUCGGGCUCACUCCAGCAGUACCGCAGCAAUGCUGGCUCCCCAGCCAACCAGUCUCCCACUUCUCCUGUCUCCAAUCAAGCUUUUUCUCCUGGCAGCUCCCCUCAACAAACAUCUAUCCUAGGGAGUGUCUUUGGUGACUCUUGUUAUGAUCAGCAGAUGACUGCCAGGCAAGCAAAUGCUUUAUCCCAUCAGGAUUCCUUCCUUCAGCUCGAGCAGUUCAACAUGAUUGAAAACGCCAUCAGCUCCAAUAGCUUGUACAGCCCCUGCUCUACCCUCAACUACUCCCAGGCAGCCAUGAUGGGGCUGACCGGGAGCCACGGGAGUCUCCAGGACCCACAGCAGCUCAGUUACACCAGCCACGGGAACAUCCCAAAUAUCAUCCUUACAGUGACGGGGGAAUCGCCUCCCAGUCUGUCGAAAGACCUCACCAGCUCUUUGGCCGGGGUGGGGGAUGUCGGCUUUGACUCAGAUUCCCAGUUCCCUCUGGACGAACUAAAAAUCGACCCCUUGACCUUGGAUGGGCUUCACAUGCUCAACGACCCCGACAUGGUUCUUGCGGAUCCUGCCACAGAGGACACUUUCCGGAUGGACCGGCUGUAGUGGGGGUGGAGAACGGGAAAAGGGGUGUGCCGUGCGGUCCAAAGGAGCGCAUCCAAAUCAUCCAAGUCCCGGAAAGUCUAUGCCACUCUGGUGCUCGGAGGGAGAUCGGGCCGAGCCCGUCUCGGAUCUCUUGCAUCCCAUCAGGGUCCCUGGAGAGCCGCAGCUCCACUGUGUGUCCAAUUUAGCAAUCGCUUGUUCUACACUUGCCCCGGCGGCUGUCCUGCUCUCCUCUCCUUCCCCAGCACCAACUUAAAACCUUGGUUCAUGCCUUGCUGUUGGGAGAACGUUCCUCAAAAGAGCUGUCUCUUCUACCCCAGGCCUUCCUUAUCUCCCCUCCCUCUAUCACCAAAGUUCCAGCAUUUUGGGUCCUCUUUUGUCCUUGGCCCUAAAUUAAAAGCUUUGGGCUUUGUGUUGGGGAAGUGGAGUGGCAGCGAAAGUUAUAUUCCCCACCCCCCACCCCACCCCUUCCUCCUCUUUCCGAGGCAGAGGAGCUAUUCAGAAGAUAAAAUAGGUGUAUCGUUUUGUUUUCCUGUGUACGUAAACUAUCCAACCUUCGGCUUCUGUUACAAAAACAGACACCCUGCAUGGAACCGAGGGCUUCCCCCUCCCCGCCCCCCACCCCGGGGGAGUUAGGGGACCGCUUGAUGAUAAUUGGGCGUUGCGGGCGGGGGAAGAGAAGGACGCGAUUGCUAAAGCUACUUUGUGAAUACCACUGCCUUUCCACGGAGAAGGACUGGACUCGGAGAGCGGAGAAAGCCAGCUGUGGCUCUCCGAAUAAACUCCGUAAAGCAACCGCUUGCAUUGGGAAGUGGGGUGGGCUGGGCUGGGGGGAAGAGUGGCUUGCAAUUCUCUGCUUGAUUUUCCAAUCCUUGACUGUUUUCUGGAAUCCCAUCAUGGCCUGUUAGCUCAUUUGCCUGUGUGCAUGCAGCAGCUUUCAGAAACAGCUGCCUGAGCGCCACCACCACCACCCCCGUUUGGGAGAUUUCGUUGCAUGAGCCACAUAAUUCCUCUCGGCGAACUGACCGUGUAAAACUUGUUCUUCUUUUUUUUUUUCCUUUUUCUUUUUCUUUUUUGUUGUUGUCGUUGUUCCUUCAAAAGAAUUUUCAGGGAGAGGCAAGGCAAGCCGAGGGAGGAAAAGAAGGCACAAACAAGCGUUUUUCUAAUUAUACAUGGAAAUUCUGCAAUUUGUCUGAAGGAAUGAGAUCUGGGUCGUCUCCUGCAGGUUGUCAGGUUUUUUUUAAAUAACGUUUUUUAGGGCAGCAAUCUCUCUCCCCUUCCUUCCCCCACUGCCCUUCCCCCCACUUGCUUGGGAAGAAGUAGUUCUUGUUCUGCAUAUAUAUUUUUUUUUAAAAAAAAAACACCCCACCUUUCUCUGGUACAUGAAAUAAUCUUCCCUCUGACCAAAACAGGGUCUGGUUAUUAUCUUUGUGCUCCAAACUGAUCAGAUGGAAAUCCUUUAAAGCGGCUUCCCCCCAUACAAGGAGGCCCUGACACGUUCAGGUCAGGGCAUCCAACAGGCUAACCAAUCUGAGAUGCCUGGAUUCAGUGGCCCAUAAACCAAGGAGUCUCCAAACUUGGCAACUUUUAGCGACUUGUGAACUUCAACUCCCAGAAUUCCUGAGCCAGCAUAGGGUCUCCUGCUUGGGCAGCGGGUUGGAUUAGAUGACCUCCAGGGUUUUUUCCAACUCUGUUAUUCUCUAGCUUCGCAGGACCUUCUUUCUGGCCAAAGCUGGAGGGUCGGUUCCCAGACUGAACAUAUGCCUCUUACUAUUUGUUUCUUACCCUGUUUUCAAACUCUUACCCUUCUCCUCUCCCAAUGAAUUAUAGCUAGAUCUUUGUGUGUGUGUAUACACACACACACACACACACACGUGUGCAGGUAGCAGGGAUAUUAUCCAUUCUGAGUACGUGUUCGGUUAUGUUUUGUUUGGGCCAUGGUCAGUUUAUAAUUUUUGCACUAAAAAAGAUGGAUUUUUUUUUUAAGUGUUGUAGGUUCUUUGUGUCAUGUUUUUUGCUUUGAUGUGUUCCUCUCCCCUUUCCCUCCACCCCAUCUUCUAAAUUCCGAAAAAAUGCUGUCUCCAUUUCAUAACCCUUGUCAGUAUUUUAGUUCAGCCGCCUCUAAUACACCCGGGGGGGUCUGCGUAUUUCAAAUUUUCCAUGGCUGUUUCUCAGAGGAAAUCCAUCCAAGAAAUAAAAAGGCCCCGUCUCCUGCUUUAAAUAAGAGGCCCAGGUACUAAACAGGCCGUUUGCAACACUCUUUCUCGUUCCCGACAACGCAGUUUGUUGGUUUUCAGUCAGAUCUCUCGUCUUAUUUCAUCAGCAUGCCAAAAUUUCCUUUGAACGUUGACCUGCAAUUUUGGGGCAAUUGGAAAGCAAAAUGCAGAAUCCAGUUUGGGGAAAAUUCAUUGAUUCUUGAGCUGGAUUUUUUUACAUGGAGAUAUAAAUGGCUAUUUUCUUUCUCUCAUUUUUUUUAGAUUUACACAUGUACAUAGGAAAACUUGUGUAUUGAUAAAUUGUAAGUAGUUUUACAAAAUGGCCUUAAUUUACUAUUUAUGUAUAUACAUAGCAGGUGUAUGAUUGUGCAUGUAUAUGUGUGCACAUAGUCACACACAUAGACAUCCACGCAAACAGACAAAACCUGAUCUGAAUGCAAUUUAAUUUGAAAUAGCCAAGCAUCAGGGACCAUUUGCUUUUAACAGAUAUUAUUUCAGUUUUCCCUUGUUAGGCUGGGGGAAGCUGGAAAUAAAUGUUAAAAAAAUAAUUUAAAAAAAUGUAGAACAAGGAAGAAAUUGAAGACUUAAACAGCCAACCUAAGCUGUAUUGUGAAUCUGAUUUUUCUGGCUGAGGUAGUAAUUAUGGGCCCGAUGGUUAUCUCUUUUACGCACCUUACUUUCUGUUGCUUUAUAAAAUGGAAAACUUCCCUCCCUCCCUUCAAUUCUUGAGUAAAAUCUGCAUUAAAGAUUAAGGAGGUGGGGGAAGAGAAAAAUAAUAAAUAAAUGCACUAGAGCUCCAAGUUAUGGGAUCUGCAAUUUGCCAAAACUGAUGCGAGGUGGGAGGAAGGCAAAGAAAUCUUGUUAUUUGUAGGGCUUAGAAACCCCAAAGCUGCAUUCUAUCUUUUCGGGUUCUGCUUUGUGUUUUUGUUGUAUGAAAAAAAAAAAAAGGAUUGUCUGGGGAAAUAAGCCUUUUUUAUGGUUGUUGAUGUCUGCAUGAAUGGUGAAGAAUCUGUCAAAAAAGUGGUGCCUGUUGUUUAGGUAGAGAACUAAGAUUUUAAUUUAAAAAAACCAGAUACGUCUUAACUGUGAGCUUAAUUUGGAGCUGGAUUUGACUCCACAUUGGUCCUAGUUAUGAAGCGGUCCUUCUUUAUUUUCAUUCCUUAAAAUCUGAUUUCAUCCCACCCCCCCACCCCACCCCCCAAAAAGUUAGGGUAGUAUUGACAAUUCUCUGCCCCUUCCUUUCAUUUUAGCCUCAUGAUCAGCACAAGAGAGAACCUCGGCCAAGAGAAAAUUACUGGCCCAAGACCUCUAAGUAAGUUUGGGGGCGAAAAGGAGCUCCUGUAUUUCCAGUUGGAGUCAGAUCCUAAAAUCCAGAGGGAGGAAGCCAGAGGCUCUCUGGAUGUUUUUCCUGUCCAUUUCCAAUAG